AUGGAAAGAUAUAUUGACUUAGGACUUCCAGGAGUGGAUGGCCUUUCAACUGAACAGGGAAAGAGGCUAACUAUAGCGGUUGAAUUGCUUGUCAAUCCCUCAAUUAUCUUUAUGAAUGAGCCCACAUCAGGCCUCGAUGCUAGAGCUGCUGCUAUUGUUAUGCAUACUGUGAGGAACACAGUGGAUACAGGACGAACUGAUACGCCUCAUGUUGAUGAAAGAGGAGGACAUGUGAUAUAUUCUGGACCUCUUGGCCGCCAUUCUCACAAGCUUGUUGAAUAUUUUGAGCAUUUGUAUCAGAAGUUCUCUAAGAGAUCUAAAAUUCUGCUUCAGUCUGUACUAGGUGUUCCCAAUAUCAAGGAAGGUUAUCAUCCUGCUACUUGGAUGUUAGAGCAUCAAAUUCAAGUAGGUAUGGAUAAAUCAUAG
Molecule: messenger RNA, 426 nt
Organism: Manihot esculenta (cassava)
Lineage: Eukaryota; Viridiplantae; Streptophyta; Magnoliopsida; Malpighiales; Euphorbiaceae
Product: ABC transporter G family member 35-like
Exons: 5
Coding region: 1-426 (141 amino acids)
Source: RefSeq, a predicted model, not a curated record